This is a messenger RNA of Funneliformis geosporum, 1029 nucleotides long. Lineage: Eukaryota; Fungi; Glomeromycota; Glomeromycetes; Glomerales; Glomeraceae. The record is from the annotation of a GenBank genome assembly.
UUUCUCCUUGUUCAAAUUGCCUCAAGACCAAAAUUCGAUGCGAAUUUACUGGAACCGCAAAGAAACGUGGUCCACGCAAUGGUAAUGUUGAAGUGAUCAAAAGUUCAGCUCGUAGGAUUGAAAAUGUCCUACGGAAGAAUCCGAAUCUGAGAGAUCAAAUUAAACAUAUGUUGGCGCAUAAUAACGCUCGUCCUGCUGCUCGCUCGACAAGACUUUCCCCAGUAAUUCCUCAUGAUGAACCAAUAGUCAUAAUAGAAGAUAAUAGUGGGAUCACUACGGACGCUUCUCAGUCUCACGGAAUUCCACCUUCAGUUAGGCGAACUUCUUUUCCUUCUAAUUCAAUUACGUCUAUGCAAGAAAACUUUUCUCCGGAUGAACGUGUUUCAUAUCCUACCUACUAUCCCUGUCAAACCAACGUUAGACAAGAGAUCAUCUAUUCACCUCAGCCGCAGACGCCUGUGUUGCUAAAACCCGUUCCUGUGUACCCUAUGCGAAAUCACGUGGCAAACGAAACCUCGGCGCGAAGUUCUGAAGUAAAUUAUUUGAGACCUAAUCCUACGUAUCUUGGAUCAAAUUUUGUUCCCGUCACACCAAUGGAUACUUUACAAACAAGCACAAAUCGUAUGAAAUUACCGAUGCCCAAUCUUAUCGCUUGCAAAAAAAGGUCAACUCCUAUGCCAAUUGUCAUUUCCACUUCCGGCAUUGAAGUCUUGUUACCUCCAGCACCGGAUUUGGCAAAUCCGUUUUCACCUUCUCCGCCCGCCAAUCAAGUUCAGCAUUCAAUUGAAUUACCUCCAUUGGGUCUUUCAGAUCCUUAUUAUAAUAAAUCAUAUCCUGAUAUGAACACACCUCCAAUGUCGACUACUCCUUUGCCAUCUCCAUCAUCAUUUCAAACCAUGGCAUCUCCUAAUCCAAGUCUUUAUAAUAUGACUUUUGAAAAACCUCAACAAGAUUCUUGUAGUCCCCCAACCCCGGCAAAUUCCUUGUCUCCACCAUUGUCUCCUCGUGAUACUUCCCUAUAUGUCGAGC